AUGUGUCAACAAAAACUUUCGUGGAAGGAUACCAACCUAUCUCUGAUCGGGUCGGAUAUUGAUCACAAGUGCAAGGAAGCUGCUGCCCAAGGAGAAGAUGCCUGGGAAGGCAUGGGAGAAACACCUGAACUUCGCGUCUGGCGGAUUGAAAAGUUCACAGUCAAGCCCUGGCCUAAAGAGCAAUACGGUGAAUUCUUCAAGGGAGAUUCCUACAUUGUCAUGAACACCUACAAGGAGGACGACAGUGACGCCCUGAAACACGAUAUCCACAUCUGGAUUGGUGAGGACAGUACUCAAGACGAGUACGGUACUGCCGCCUACAAGAUGGUCGAAGCCGACGAUUUCCUUGGUGGAGCUCCAGUCCAACAUCGUCAAAUUCAAGGAAAGGAAUCUGCCGAGUUCCGAUCAUAUUUCGACUCUCUUCGAUACCAUGACGGUGGUGUCGAAAGUGGAUUCAACCACGUCGAACCGACUGUCGAAAAGCCAGUUCUCUUCCGUGUCAAGUCAUCUGGAAAACAAAUCGCUAUGACUCAAAUGCCACUUAGCAAGAGUUCUUUAAAUGAGGGUGACUCCUUCAUCCUGUACGGGGGUAAGGGCCAUGUCUGGUGCUGGAAUGGAAAGGAUUCCAAGCCAAUGGAAAAAGCAAAGUCUAAUCUAUGGGCAGAAGGCAUGUGUACCCUUGGAAGCGUCAAGGUGAUUGACCAAGGUGACGGUGACGAAGAUGUCGGCGACUUUUGGGAUUACCUUGGCGAAGGCGAGAUUGCUCCCGCCGAAGAAGCCGUCGAACCCAUCACUGAGUUCAAGCCACUUCUGUUCCGUGUCGAUGCAAACCCCGACACAGAGUUGAAGCAAGUUGCCGAGGGUUCUUUGCAUCAAUUUCCAGGAAAGCCUGUCCCCGUCCUUGAAAAGGAUAUAUUAAACGAGGACGAUGUGUUUCUGAUGGAUUCUGGAUGGGAGGUCUAUGUCUGGAUCGGAAGGGAUGCUGAUACGUCCGAAAAGAUUGCUGCCAUGGGAGCUGCUGACCGUUACGCGCAGAUGGAACCUCGUGUCGCCGACUUGCCCGUAACGAUUGUCAAGAGUGGAAAGGAAUCUCCUUCGUUUAAGGCUUCCUUCGGAAUGACUGCCAUGUCUCUAUUGUUAUGCAGAUUGGAACAACAAGCGGGAAAUUCUGUGUUCGAUUGGACUGACGAGCGAGCAAGACGCCGAAAGGCGUCUAUGCUUUACUGGUGA
Messenger RNA from Cylindrotheca closterium, 1230 nucleotides. The record is from the annotation of a GenBank genome assembly. Lineage: Eukaryota; Bacillariophyta; Bacillariophyceae; Bacillariales; Bacillariaceae.